UCUGAAGCUCUAAACAUCCCAAACUGCUGCAGUGGAGCCAGCAUCACUCGCUGCUGGAAACCAACACUACUGACAUCAAGGAGCGCCGGAACCAAACACCAAGCUCUGAAAACCAUGUCCCAAAGCUGGAAGAAGAAAACACACCUGAAAGAAAAGCUGACUGAACUGGAAAGAAGAAGAGGAGCUGGAAGCUGAAAGUCCAGAAAUAGAGGAGAAAGACAGCGAGCAGAUGGUCCAGAAGCUCUGUCUUCAUGUUCCUGCUCCUGUUUCUGCACCUUUUCAAAGUCAAAGUCCAGACAACUCUUUGAUAUCAACUACAUUUCAGAUUUAAACUCAUUUCUGGUUUGAUGCUUCCCAUCAGCCCCUGCUGCAUUAACAGAGUUCCAUAUAACAAGGUUCAAGUUAGGAGGAGUUUAAAUUUCUCCAGCAAAUCAAUCCAGAGCUGAUUACUGUGAGCUGAGUCACAACUAACAGACUUAAAGCCUCCUCUUCUCUUCAUUGGAGGUUUUUAUUUCUUUACUUCAUAUUCUCCACCAUUCUACAGUGGAUGUUCAGCAGACAAUGGAUAUAUCUGAGACUUGAGGAGAGCUCCAUUCUUCAGUUUGACCUGAUGCAGCUGAAUCCACAUGAAUCAUGUUGACAGCAGUGGGAAUUUAAUGAAGAUCUUUCUGUCUGCAAGACAAAUCCCUUCAACCCGAACAGCGAACACGCACCUAGAAAACAGUGAGUUGUGUCUCUGCUGCUGUCAGAAGUGAGUUUAGCCUCAUUAGAAGAAAGAGGAGAUGUGAAGCAUGCAGCUCUUCCUGGCUCUCUUCUUCCUGCUGGGAAUCCCCAGCGGGGCUCCAGAAAUUCACUCUCUCAAGUAUUUCUACACUGGAUCCUCUCAAGUUCCAAACUUUCCAGAGUUUGUUAUGGUUGUUUUGGUGGAUGAACUUCAGAUUGAGCACUACGACAGCAACACCAGGAGAUUGGUUCCCACACAGGACUGGGUCAAUGAAGCAGUAGACUCACAGUUCUGGGACAGAAACUCUAAUCUCGCUCUGGAACAUCAGCAAUGGUUCCAACCAAACAUUGAGCUCCUCAAGCAGUGCUUCAACCAAACUGGAGGUGUUCAUAUUCUCCAGAAGAUGAUCGGUUGUGAAUGGAACGAUGAAACUGAUGAAGUGAACGGAUUUCGACAAAUUGGUUACGAUGGAGAAGAUUUCCUCGUUUAUGACCUGCAGACAGAAACAUGGAUCGCUCCAGUUCAACAGGCUGUUCCCACCAAACACAAGUAUGAAAAUAACAAAGCACAGAUGGCUCAUCAUAAAUACUACCUGACCCAGAUUUGUCCUUAUUGGCUGAAGAAGUAUGUGGAGUUUGGUCGGAGCUCACUGAUGAGAAAAGAUCUUCCCUCAGUGUCUCUCCUCCAGAAGACUCCCUCCUCUCCGCUCACCUGCCACGCUACAGGUUUCUACCCCGACAGAGCCGACUUGUUCUGGAAGAAAGACGAGGAGGAGCUCCAUGAGGACGUGGUCAGAGGAGAGAUCCUCCCCAACCAUGACGGGAGCUUCCAGAUGAGCGUUGAUCUGGAUCUUUCAGGGGUCAAAGAUGAAGACUGGGGGAGGUGCAGCUGUGUGUUUCAUCUGGCUGGAGGACAGGAAGUCUCCAAGAGACUGGACAAACGGGACAUCAGGACCAACUGGAAGACAAAUGAUGGAGGACUUUCUCCUGGAGCUGUUGCUGGAGGAGUUGUUGCUGCUCUGCUCCUCCUGAUCGGCUGCAUCAUUGGACUCUUCGUUUACAAGAAGAAACAACCUCAAGGGUUCAGAGCCACUAACACCAAUGAAACUUCCUGAUGAAGACAUCAGGAGAAGAUCCAUCCGUGAAGAAAGGGAGCAGCGAGGAGCAGAGCAUGUUAGAAACCUCUUCAUGAAAGGAAGAGUCCAGAGAGGCUCCAAUCAUUGAGUCUGAUGGAGCAAGAGCCAAAAGAAAUGAUGGAGAAGUUGCUGAUUGCUCCACUGUGAGCUGCUCUCCAGGACGGGGCUCCUUCCUCCCUGUGGACUGACUUUGCUCUGGUGGAAUCUUGCUGCAGCUUGUGGCUCUUUGAGUGUGUUUGGAUCAGAUGUUUUGGAGGAGGAGGCUCCUGCAGCAGUUCUCACACUGGCCCAGUUUACAUGGGUGUUUUUUCAAUCUGAUUGAAAACAAUUGUGUUUAACGCAUUUAUAUACAUGACGGCAUACAAAACGAUCCACGAUGAAUCCUGGUUUACAAGGACCCUGGGUCAAGCAGAUUAUAUGGCGUCCUCUGACAUGCGCACAAAGUCUCUGGAGGAACUUUCAGGUCUUUAGUUCUGCAGCAGCAGUCCUCAGCGCCCAGCAGAGUGUUUUUAUCUGCUGGAUAUCUGCUCAAAUAAUGUCCCAACAUCUCCAUGAUAAGCUGCUCAAGGAGCGAGCGCUCCGCUGGCCGGAGUCCCGCCCCACCGAGCAGCUCCUCUCCGCCUGCCGAUGUUUCGAAUUAACAGGUUUCUGUGUUUAAUUUUGUCCAACAGAUGUUAAAAACCCGAAUGAAACUUGCAGUCGUUCUAGCGAACGUCGGUUUUCUCCAGUUACAGUAAAUUUAGAAGUUUAGAGUCUUUUGUUAUCAGCAUGUGUUUACACAGAAAUCUGUCACUUGUCAACAAGGGAACCAGUUAAUCCAUAACACCAGCCGGGCGGUCCUCCAGUAGUCUACCAUGGAGUUCUUUGAACAACUGGCUGUUGAGCAAUUUGCGAUCACCUCUCCUCUCCAGUGUUUGUUCUCUCAGGGUUUUUAUUAAAAACUGUUUCUCAGCCACC
Salarias fasciatus (jewelled blenny) is the source of this 2816-nucleotide messenger RNA. Its product is annotated as class I histocompatibility antigen, F10 alpha chain-like. The transcript is spliced from 10 exons. Gene Ontology annotation, cellular component: external side of plasma membrane. NCBI's taxonomy places the organism in Eukaryota, Metazoa, Chordata, Actinopteri, Blenniiformes, Blenniidae. Gene Ontology annotation, biological process: immune response. Bases 792 to 1838 code for a protein of 348 amino acids. The record is from RefSeq and is a predicted model, not a curated record.